Molecule: messenger RNA, 975 nt
Organism: Chenopodium quinoa (quinoa)
Lineage: Eukaryota; Viridiplantae; Streptophyta; Magnoliopsida; Caryophyllales; Amaranthaceae
Product: GATA zinc finger domain-containing protein 14-like
Exons: 2
Coding region: 1-975 (324 amino acids)
Source: RefSeq, a predicted model, not a curated record
AUGAAGGAAGAAGUUAUGGAUUUAAUUGAGGAAGUGGUGAGAUACCAUAUGGAUUGGCAAGAAGGUGAGAGAGAGCCGACGAGCAAGAGUGGUUCAGCGUUCUAUUCAAUCGACCAUCUCAAUGCCAUCAAUAAAUUGUCCUCAAACAUAUCAAAUUUGGGAAAGGAGGUGACCUCAAUAAAAGCAAAACUUAAGAGUGCUUCCUCACAAGCACCUAUUCUUUCCUUCCACAAUAAGGGGAGAGGUAUAUCUUCUAACUCUACUCCUCUUUCAACUUCAAAUAAUAUUCCAAGUGGAUGUGUGUUUUGCGAUGUUUGUGGGUCUUAUAACCACGAUUCUUCUAGUUGUCCACAUGCAUUUGAGAGUUAUGAUGAAGGUGAGACCAAUGAGUAUGAUCAAGUGAGCUUUGUUUCAUAUAACAACAAUGGACCAAGGUUUGAUGGUCCAAGGAAUUUUGGGAAUAGAAAUGCUCACCAACAAGGUAAUUUUGACAAUUACAACAAUGGUGGCUAUAGAAACCAAGGAAACCAAAAUUUCCGAGGUAACUAUAACAAUCAAGGUUAUAAUAAUCAAAAUCAAGGUCAAUGCCAAAACUGGGGUAAUUGGAAUAAUCAAAAUCAGGGGAAUUUUAAAAUUAACAACCAAAGGGGACCCCCACCUGGAUUUUCUCCAAAGACCCAAGGAAAUGGUAAGAAUUUCUAUGCUCAACCUUCAAAUUUCAAGACUACCUUGGAAAAGAUCAUCGAGAACCAAACAAAGAUUUUGAACACUUACAUGGCGAUGCUUGAAACACAAAUCGCUCAAUUGACUAACACCUUGAAAGAGAGUGUGAAUGCUAUCCCUUCUUCUUUACCUUCACGAGGAGUUGAACCUAAGAAACCCAUGUAUUCCAUCACCACAAGGAGUGGGAAAGUGCUUGAUGAGAGAGUUUCUAGGGAGAAUGAGGAAGAUGAGAGGAUGAGUGAUUCAUGUUAG